CGGCUAGCGUGUGACAAGUUGAGAAUUUGGGGUGGACGGAAGCGUGUCCGGAUGCCUGAGACGUUUAAAGGCCAUCGCUCCCGUUAAGUGGGAGAUUCGGAUUCACGGCCGCCACAAAUUUUCAGCUUUCACCACCGAAUUACUUCGAUGUACGAUUGUGGCUGGCGUUGGUCUUUCCUUCGAAAAAAGAUUUUAAUCUAACCUCCUUGUUAGUUAUACUCUGAAAUGCGGCAAACAUGGAAAGAAAAAAAAAUCACAUUCAGUUUUUAUUGAACGUAAAACUUUAAUACAACAGUUUUCAUAUUCGCUUACAAUUGUGGUAAACAUAUACUCACUUUUGUUGAAGGUGGGAGGCGGAGCCAAAAUUUUUGCUGCGGCCUUGCACAUGCGCUGUCUGCCAUAAUCCGCCACUACACAUAACAACACAGGCUAUGUCUUAUGAUAGUCUUGAUAACAUGUUUUCGACAUACGAACUGACUGUAUGGUUAUAUCCAAAGAAAACUGCUGUACUCACUCAAUGAGGAACGCAGUUAAAUGUCAAAUUCGUACUACGUCAUUUUGUGUGUACUAAUUGGCAGCAGUGAUAUUGUUUGUUUACAAAUGCAGUGUGGCUUUUCAGCUGUCAAAUAUUUAAUACAAAUAUUCAUGUCUGCGAUUUGUUUCGGGUAAUGGCUUCAUCAAUAACAGCCAGUGACAGUCUGUACAAAGCUGCAAACAUAAUAAAUGGAUUGGAUGAAUCCAAAUUUCCACUAUUGCUCAGUCGGAUUGCGCAGGUAAUGCAACAAUGUCCAGAUGACAAGAAGCCUUUCACAGAAGAAGAACAAGAAAAAUUGGAAGUUUCAUUAGCUCUUGAUAAAGAUGAUUUGAAACUUUUAAUAGAAUCUAGCACUCUCAUUCUGCAGCAGGCUGCAUACCAUAUGAUGAAACCAACAGUAUUACAGCAACAGCUACAUGAUGUCCUUGGGUUAAAGGAAGAGAAAGCUAAAACCUUUGCCCAAGUUUGGGUGAAUUCUGCAAAAGGGAUAGUUGAACAACGUCGAAAGAAAUCUGUUUUUCCAGUACAGCUAGAAGACGUGCGUUGGAAACUGGGUCUGCAGAUGGCAUCGGAUGUUCAACUGAAACAGAAGAUUCCAAAGGCUACCUUUCAGUUUGGUUUACUGUCAGAUUGUGAAGGUGAAAAAAUUAAGGAAAAUAUCACAUUGGAAUUCACUCAUGAUGAAUUGUUUGAAUUUCACAAGAAGCUGGAAGCUAUUCAAAGCCAACUAGAUGCUCUUAGAUGAAAUGGAGAAGAAUGAUCCAGAGUUUUUGAAGAGGAUUAUAUCUGUGUUCUCUUGUUAUUAUAUAAUAUAACUGAUUCACUUCUGUUUUAUUUAAUAAAAAUACAGGUAUUAUAUUC
Molecule: messenger RNA, 1396 nt
Organism: Schistocerca americana (American grasshopper)
Lineage: Eukaryota; Metazoa; Arthropoda; Insecta; Orthoptera; Acrididae
Product: COMM domain-containing protein 10-like
Exons: 4
Coding region: 669-1280 (203 amino acids)
Source: RefSeq, a predicted model, not a curated record